AUGUUGGAUAGUUUCGAAAUCAUUACGACGUCGGGGGUGGUAGUGUGGUCGCGAACCUACGCACCAAUUAAGCCCUCCAUCGUCAACAACUUUAUCGCCGAUACCUUCAUCGAGGAGAAGAGCGGCAGCUCCGCCAUCCAGGAUUCCCAGUCCGCCUCGGUGAACCCCCCCUACAAAAACGACCAGCACACGUUAAAAUGGACAAUUGUCAAGGAAUUGGGUGUUAUAUUCGUUGCUGUGUACCGGUCGCUCCUCCACCUGAGCUGGGUCGAUAAGCUCGUCGACAACAUCAGAACCAUCUUCGUCAGCCUCUACGGCGACCAGCUAAAGAAGCCCCAUACUACGAUCGUGGAAUUCGGCACCAACAAGUUCGACGAGUAUUUCGACCAGCAGCUGCAUGAACUCGACAAGGCCAGCGGCAUCGACGCCACGGGAGUCCCCGAGAUCCAGCUCAACUCGAGCCUGAAUGACGAGCCGCUGAGCGCACCCAGCCUAACGUACCGCGGUCGCAACAUCAGCCAAGGCGGCUUAGAUGCGACGUCGAACGGAUCGUCGCCCCCGGCCUCCCCCAGCGCAUCGCGCCCUUCUACCCCCAGCAACAAUCUACUCGUCGCAAAGGCGAGCCCCGCCGCUCGGCUCUCCAGACGGGCGAGGAAGAAGAACAAUGCGAAUGCGCCCCUGCUCUCGUCUGGAGAUGAGGGCCCAGGUGGCCGAUCAAAGAAGGCACCCAAGAAGGGCCGCAAGUGGGAUCACGACGGUAUGGCAGAUGAGGAGGACGACGUGCAGCUGGACUACUCCGCCCAAACCAAUCCGCUGAGCGACUCCGAGGCCGAGGCGACAGCCCGAUCAUCAGCUCUGGAGCACGUGGACUCGUCAACGUGGGGUUCCACGACCAAGGGCAAGUUCGUGCUCAAAGACCUGGGCGACGAAGUCCACGAUAUCCUGGCAUCUGCCGAGGCCUCUCAGGCCGCCAGCUCCAAGAACGGGACCAAGGGCGGUCUCUUUGGCUCCGGUAUCAACGCCGUCAGUGGGCUGUUCCGAAAUGUCGUCGGUGGCAAGACCCUCACAAAGGAGGAUCUCGACAAGGCUAUGAAGGGUAUGGAGGAACACCUGCUGAAGAAGAACGUUGCCCGAGAGGCCGCCGUGCGUCUAUGCGAAGGUGUGGAAAAGGAGCUUCUGGGUGUCAAGACGGGAAGUUUCGAGAGUAUCAACGCGAGGAUCCAGACAGCAAUGGAGGCUUCGCUCACAAAGAUGCUCACGCCAACCUCAUCAAUGGAUCUCCUGCGGGAAAUCGACGCCGUCACAGCUCCCCCAGUCACCUCCCUCCGCUCGCGCCGACCCUACGUCAUCUCAAUCGUGGGCGUAAACGGCGUCGGCAAGUCCACCAACCUGUCAAAGAUCUGCUUCUUCCUGCUCCAGAACAAGUACAAGGUCCUCAUCGCCGCAGGCGACACGUUCCGCUCCGGCGCCGUCGAGCAGCUCGCCGUCCACGUCCGCAACCUGAAGGAGCUCACCGCGCGCGAGGGCGGCGGCGAGGUCGACAUUUACCAAAAGGGCUACGGCAAGGAUGCCGCCGCCGUCGCCAAGGACGCCGUCGCUCACGCCGCCCAGACGGGCUAUGAUGUGGUCCUCAUCGACACUGCAGGCCGCAGACACAAUGACCAGCGUCUCAUGUCCUCGCUUGAGAAAUUCGCCAAAUUUGCUCAGCCUGAUAAGAUUCUCAUGGUCGGCGAGGCCCUCGUCGGUACCGACUCCGUCGCUCAAGCUCGAAACUUCAAUGCUGCAUUUGGCUCCGUUCGGACCUUGGAUGGCUUCAUUAUUUCCAAGUGUGACACAGUGGGCGACAUGGUCGGCACCCUGGUCAGUCUUGUCCACGCGACCAACGUUCCUGUUCUCUUUGUCGGAGUUGGCCAGCAUUACUCGGAUUUGCGAAACUUCUCUGUGAAGUGGGCUGUCGAGAAGCUCCUCAGCAGUAGCUAG
This is a messenger RNA of Clonostachys rhizophaga, 1980 nucleotides long. Lineage: Eukaryota; Fungi; Ascomycota; Sordariomycetes; Hypocreales; Bionectriaceae. The record is from the annotation of a GenBank genome assembly.